Molecule: messenger RNA, 7435 nt
Organism: Spirodela intermedia
Lineage: Eukaryota; Viridiplantae; Streptophyta; Magnoliopsida; Alismatales; Araceae
Source: the annotation of a GenBank genome assembly
AUGCUGAGCAUAUUGCGGGUUCACCUUCCCUCGGAUAUCCCGAUAGUUGGCUGUGAGCUUGUGCCGUAUGUGUUGCUGCGGCGCUCCGAUGGCAGCACAACGACCGAUGAUAUCCCGGAGUCUGAUCCCGUCGAUGGGUACUACCUGAAGUAUAGGUGGUGAGUGAGAUUCUCUUGUUUUGACCCUUCAAUCUUUUUUAGUUCAUGUGGCUGUACUUUCCACCGGAUUCGUUGCUGUAUAUGCUGUUGCUUCGCGUUCUUUUUUGUUUUGAACCUGUUUGCCUCACUCAUCAAUCCAUUUUAUGUUUGAGUAUGUUUGUUUUUAUUUACGUGAUUUAAAACUAAUAUCCCGUUCUCUGGAAGAUAGGUAUCAUUUUGCUUUAAAUUAUGUUUUAUGGUUUAUAUAUCCAUAUGGGUUACGUAGUUGGGAAAAAUCAUUUCCUUUGUUCGCUGCAGAAUGCUAUGCUCUGGAAAUGUAUUAGACCCUCAAAAAAGCAUGUAUUGAAAUGCCUCUUUACUCAAUUUCUCAGAGCGUUUUCACGGCCACUGGUCUUCCUUUACUUCAAUUGAAACUUUAGUUCAAUAGGUUCGUUGUAAAAAAAUAAUGCAUUAGUUCAUAGUGAGAACUAGUGGCUAGUUCGAUGCUAUGUCUUUUAAUCCCAACAACUUUUAUUAGAUUUGGAUACCAUAAUAGCUUGUAGUCAACGUUGUUGACUUUGAUAGCUGAUUAAGUCAGGGCCGUCAGGUCAUCAUUUUAUUAAGGGUGGGUACUUUAACUUUGACAUUUUCCUCGCUUUGCUGGUUUCUAUUUUGAUGGAAGACUACAUGGGGAGUGGACUGAGGUUAUUGUUGAUUUUACGGUGAGCUAAGGCACUGGUAUCUCGGCGAAGGGCAUAAGAGUACUCUGAAAACCAGGGCCUAGGGGGAUUGUCCCAAUUAUCAUUUUUAUAGAAAAUAACUGUUCAUUCCAAACAGUGCUUUGUUAUAUUCUCUUUUUGGCGCAAAUUACACGUGAAGAUCACCUUGGACAUAAAAAUAACACAUCACUUUAGGAUUGUCAUCAUUCUUUCAAAGGGAUUCAACAUCUACCCACUAAAGUUGGACCCAUCUGCUAGAAACGUGAUGCUCUUAAUCCUUUUGAAUUUUCGGUGUAUAUUAAUUUCAGAUUAUUUUUGAAGUUCUACCUCUUUUUUUUCACCUUCACGUAUUUGGGCCUCCUUGUGUUUGUCGUGAUAUAUCCACAUGGAUCUAAUUUUUUUUAGCGUAUUUAUUUUAUGCAAAUAUAUUAAACUUAACUGGCCUCAUUCUACUUCGGUAUAACCCAUAAAAGGAAAAAAAAUCUAUUGAGUCUAAUUUGUCUAUUUGGCAGAUUCGAUCAUUUGCUUUUUUUAUUGAUAAAAGUGAUAUUUUCCGAAAUCUCUGGUUAUUCGAUUUAUGGGACAAAUUAUGUUCCCGUUCCCCUAUCAUUUCAUAUUUUGUUCUUAGACUUGUCCAAGUCUAGGAAGAUGUUCUAGGAAUGUGAUUAACUGAAGUUGGAUUUUUUCGUCCAGCUGUGCGAUUUCCGAAAAAAAAUGGUUAGUUUUUUUUAGGACGGGGGAAAGUGAGGUUUAGGUAUCUUUUAUGUAGACCUCUCUCUUUUAGGGAUUAUACAUUAAAGUCCCUCCGUCAUUGGGCCUAAUUUUUAUCCUAUAAUAACAUGUUAUUUUAGUGGAAUGAUGAAUCUACUUGAAUCUUCAAUUGGAAGGGCACCAUACAUUAAAGUCCCUAUCGAUUUGGCAUUUGUUGAGAUGAGUCAUGCUCAUAAUUGGGUUGAUUUCAAACGAUAACCUUGCAGUUAGCUUAAGGCAGGUUGUCUAUCCAAUCAUUCAAUUUCCCGUUGAGUAACUAGUACUUAGAAUAUGUGCCAAGGCAUUUGCUGGCAACCUAUUCACUGAAUGGUUGCGGACUAAUCAUGAUCUGGUAACAAAUGUCUGCAAAAUGAUCUUUAUUGAUCUUACUGUCAUAAAACACUGAUUCUCUGCUAGUUAGACGUUUGAGUAAUUUAUCAGCCUUCAAGAUUUAUGCAAGAAUUGUUUAGCUUGAGAAAAUAAACAUUGUCAUUGUGCACCCAUAAUGCUUUAUUCAUUUAUCAAUUGUAUAUAACAAAAGUGCGCCACUUUUUUCUGUGGAAUGACAUUCAUAACUUCAUCCUUGGGUUUUUGUUUAUGUAGGUAUCGUGUACAAAAUGACAAGAAAGUUGCCGUCUGCAGUAUUCAUUCUGCCGAGCAAGCAACAUUGCAGUGCCUAGGUUGCAUUAAGGCAAAAAUACCUGUUGCUAUGAGUUACCAUUGUUCCACUAGAUGCUUCUCAGAUGCUUGGCAACACCAUCGUACUUUGCAUGAUAGGGCAGCUAAUGCUAUGAAUGAAAAUGGUACUGAAGAGGAGGAGUUGUUUGGGCGUUUUAACAGUACUGGAUCUGGGGCCGUCAAUGCUUCACUCUCUGGUUCGGCACCUAAUGUAGGAUUGAAUCCAGGCUUAAGUAAUGGCUCUACUCCUCUGUAUCCUACCUCAGUGAUUGAAAGGAGUGGUGGUGAGAGCUGGUUUGAAGUUGGGCGGUCUAGAACAUACACACCUAUUGCAGAUGACGUUGGCCACGUUCUAAGGUUUGAAUGUGUAGUAGUUGAUGCAGAAACGAGAAUACCUAUAGGAGUUGCAAAUACAAUUUCUACGUCACGUGUCAUUCCAGCUCCCUCUCCCAUCCCACGUCGUUUGGUACCUGUACGUGGGGUUGGUCUGAUGGGUAAUUAUGAUUAUGAUGGUCGAAAUAUGACUUCCGAGACAUUCACUGUUCUCUCAUACAACAUCCUUUCAGAUGUCUAUGCAUCCAGUGAAAUGUAUAGUUACUGCCCAUCAUGGGCUCUUUCAUGGCAUUACCGCCGCCAGAAUUUGUUGCGGGAAAUCAUUGGUUAUCAUGCUGACAUCCUGUGCCUUCAAGAGGUAUAUCGCUCUGUGUUGGGAUUUGUGAUUUCGAAGAGGGCAUGCUUUGUUUUCACUGCCACAUUCUUGUUUUCUAUAGGAUGCGUACAAAACUCAGGCUUCAUAAUGAGUAAAAUAUGCAAUCAGUUAUUUUCCUUUCGGCAUCUUGCUUUAUAUCUAGCCUGUUUUUGAUGUUCUACAUUCUUUGGGACUUGAUGGACUUCUCCUACAUUAUAUUUUUCUUCAUGCCCCUAGGUUACAGGAGAUCCUGGUCCCUUUUCUGUGCUUGAAUUUAUUUUGGAUGAACACUUGCCUAAUCAAAAAGAUAAGCUGUUGUAAAGUUGGCCCUUGUGUGCCUUUUUGAUAUAAAGAAAUGGGGGUGUGUAUGGAGAGUGGAGUUUUUGGACUUCUGCCUGGCAAUGCUUAAGAUUUUUUCUUUUUCUGCAGGUUCAAAUCAACCAUUUUGAUGAGUUUUUUGCCCCAGAACUUGAUAAACAUGGAUACCAAGCACUCUAUAAGAAAAAAACUUCAGAAGUAUGCGUUCAGCCUACUGUGCUUCUUAAGUAUGCUUACUAGUAUUUUUAUAUUCGUUGUAUAUGUUGUACACACUACCAUCUGUUGCAGGUUUUUAAUGGAAGUCCAAAUACAGUUGAUGGCUGUGCUACAUUUUUUCGUCGCGAUAGGUUUGCACACGUGAAAAAAUAUGAGGUAGACAUCCAUUUUAUAAUCACCAGAAGAAAAUCUUCAUUCCUUUGUCUGCCUUACACAAUCGUGUGCGCAGGUAGAGUUCAACAAGGCUGCUCAAUCUUUGACCGAUGCAGUAAUUCCAACCGGUCAGAAGAAGCCUGCUUUGAAUCGAUUAAUCAAGGUUGGUGAUUUUCCAGUUAAAGUUAGGUUGUCCAUUGUUCCAAAGUACUUUUUUGAAUUUUGAUAAAAAUAAACUUCAUGUUUCUUUCGUAGGAUAAUGUUGCAUUGAUUGCUGUUUUGGAAGCAAAAUUCAGUAACCAAGGUGCAGAUGCUCCUGGAAAGAGGCAGCUUCUUUGUGUGGUGAGAUGUUAUGUUCCUUUCAUUUAAUACAACUUAAAUCUGUGUGAUCCAAAAUCAUUAGUGACCAUGAUCUGCUCACUCUCCUCUCACUUUUUGAAAGUUAGAUUGUACAUUGAAUUGAUCAGCUAGGUAAUCUUUUCAAUGGUAGGUCUUGCCUUGUGUAUUGUUCGGAUAAUAGGGGAUGACAAAGAAAAAGAAUCCCUGUCAAUUCUGGAUUCCUUGCCGUAUCUAUCUUUGGAGGAGGGGGGAAGGGAUGGGCUUCAAUGAAGAUUGUUAGUCGAAACAGCUCCAGGGGAUUGGAUCCUCUCUUGAUUUACAGACAAAAUGGAUCUUGUUAGAGUAGUUUUUGAUUUUGUACUGAUGGGCCGAAUUGGUCCAGUCUUUUGCUAAUACCUCUGUCCUAAACAGAGGAGGCGAUUAAUCUCAAUUGACAAUUCUAACUGGGUAGUCAUGCAAUAAUGCUCUUCACUGUCCUCCUUUGUUGUGCAUUACUGGUUACUUUUCUGGCAUGGCUUACCUUCUUGAUUUUUUCUUUGGUGCUCUUCCCAUCCCCAUAGAGAGGAGGCUGAUCACGCCAUGCCACCCUCUCACAAACAGUCCUGCUGCUGCCUAGGGUCUCACCUAUGCUUGCUCGAACGGUUUCUGGGUUUUCGUUGUGUCAUGCCUUCUCUCGACGGUUUCCAUUUGUCAUUGUGCAACCUAUCUCGUUGUUUUUGGGUCACAUCUACCAAUGCGUUUGCGUCCUAUUUACUGCGAGAGUUUACAAUAGAAGUAGAAAACUAAAAUAGUUGCGUGAAAGCUCCAAAUCCAUUGUGCCUUCGUUUAUCAUUCAAUCCAAUCUUUUCUCACCCAUUUCUCAAUCAUGUGUACUUUGCCUCGGGUGUCUGAGAUUGUCAGUUUUUGUUCUAUCUUACAAGAUUGCCAUGAACUAGGAUACUACAUGCUGGACUGUCUUGAACAAGGAUACCACAUGUCUCAUGGCGGCCAAUAGUCUUAGUUUAAAGUCGUUAAGUAUUUAAGGUUGCUCUAUUUAACAAGCUAAGCUCGACUAACAUAUACUCCACCUUGACGUAGAGUUUUUAUUUUUGUUGUGAAUUAGUCCUGUGGACCGAGACUCAUGCAGGGUCAACCUAGCUGUCCCCUCUCCCACUAUGAGGAUACUAAUCUUAAUGGAUUACGCUGUUUGGCACCUCUCUUUGUCAUUCUUGAAUAAAUAAAAUCUAUGGGAUACCUUAGAAAGAUCAUCUGUAAACUUAUGAUGCUUACAAAUUUUAUGCGACUAGGAUGGAGUAAAUGCGAGGGUUGCUGGGUUACUACAUUGGUGUUGAAUUUUCUCUGGUAAGUUGCAACGUGCAUGGACUUAGAUUUGUAAAGUGUGCUAUGAGCGAGAGAAGUAGCUGGUAUUAGUCUGGAGAAUAAAAGGGAACUGAUGGAAAGUUGACUGCGCUCUGUGAUAACAUGGCCGUUGAUAAUUCAGUCGAUCCUGAAGGAAAUUAAGUGAAAGGCUGUUGACUUCAGGAGACAACCUCUGAAGUCCUCCACAGUUAUAAGAUCCACAACCCUUCUUCAAAGCAUUUGUGAAUGGCUGUAUCCCAUCAAAUGCUUUAUCGGCCUCUUUUCAGCCUUGAAUUCGAUUCCACUUAUAGUGAUGCCCGGCCAUUACUUGGGCUGCCGUCAACUCCUCAGCAGCUGUAGGCGCCUGCUAAAUAUUUAUACUGCUUUUGUGAGAAUUCUAUGGAUGCGAGCAAUCAUACUCGUCUGUGAGUAGCUUUAGCACUCUGGUCCACCUUGAAUAGGACAGAUCUUCAUAUUGAUAGGUGCCCGAGCUGCAAUAAACCUGAAGUCCCAAUUAAUGCGUUUAUUCUUGACCAGAAUAUCUGAGUUGUCCACUCGUUUUUGUGGAGUCUUUUUAUGGCAUGUGGUUAUUACUCAUGCUGACUUUUCUCUAGAUUCCUCGAUCUAUUUUUGGCUCAAGUUGCGUUGACCAUGUGAAUUUUUCUACAAGAAUCCAAAUCUUCUGCUAUCUUGCCUUGUGAUAUAACCUUGUGGAAGAUACUCGGUUCAUUUGGGUGCUUUGAGGAUGAACAUAUGCAGUGUUUGAUGCCACUAGUGAGGAAUUCUGCGCUUCAGAAAAAAAAGAAGAAAUGUUUCACUACCAAAAGGGCAGAAUAUGGGCCAAUUUCUUUAUUUUCACUAUCAGAAAAUGUGGAAUAAUAUAUUUUUAUAAAGCAUUGGUUAAUUUCCGACCAAAAGACUUUCAUCUUACGUAAUCAUAUGUUACCUUCAUUAGCAGCACUCUGAUUAUGGACUCCAAAAUGAUUCAAGAGAGAGAAAACUGGGGCUGUGGAAGAAUUCCCAUACAAGCAAAAUCUAGCUUUCUUCUAGUAAACCUUCACUUCUAAUCAGAAUGCGAGGUGUUUCUUGCAUCCUUCAUUUCCCGAUAAUCUACUCUUGCUGUUACGUUGGCGAUUGCUCUCUCUCUCUCUCUCUCUCUCUCUCUCUCUCUCUCUCUCGCUUUCUCUCUCUGACUGAACCUUCUCUUUUUUCCAUCAGGCGAACACUCACGUAAAUGUCCACCAAGAUCUCAAGGACGUCAAGCUGUGGCAGGUUCUCUCAUCUCAUGCUCCGUUGUUCUUCGAAGCUUUCUUCUUCCUCCUCAUUUUCUUGCCAAAAAAAGUAACUUCUCCCUUCCAGGUGCACACCCUCUUGAAAGGGCUGGAGAAGAUAGCCAUGAGCGCCGACAUCCCCAUGCUGGUCUGCGGUGACUUCAACUCCGUCCCCGGAAGGUCAGUACCCAUCCAUCCAUCUCUCAUCUUUUCCUCCAUCCCGCCCCCUCCUCUCUCAACGAAUCACCGUUAAUGGCGGAUGCAGCGCCCCUCACGCGCUCCUCGCCAUGGGGAAGGUCGACCCUCUUCAUCCAGACCUGGUCGUUGACCCGCUCGGAAUUCUUCGCCCCGCCAGCAAGCUAACCCACCAGCUUCCACUGGUACACCUUCUCUUCUCCAAAACCGCCUUCUCCUUCCUUCUCCACCGCCCGCUGACCCGCGACGGCGCUGGCUGCAUGCAGGUCAGCGCCUACUCGGCCUUCGCGCGCAUGGCCGGCGCCGAGCAGAAGCGGAGGAUGGACCCCAGAACGAACGAGCCCUUGUUCACCAACUGUACGAGGGAUUUCAUCGGCACUCUCGAUUACAUUUUCUACACCGGUGAGUUGACUUUGCCCCCCUCACCCAUUAAUUUCACCUUCUCGAGGUGCCCAUAUCUGACCUUCCUCUUCUUCUUCCUCCGCAGCGGACUCCUUGACGGUGGAGUCUCUGCUUGAGCUGCUAGACGAGGAAGCCCUGCGCAAGGACACGGCUCUCCCCUCCCCGGAGUGGUCUUCUGACCACAUAGCGCUUCUGGCCGAGUUCCGGUGCAACCCUAGGGCGAGGCGAUGA